GACGAUUCCCUUGCUCUUAGCGGUUAUGAUCGAUGAUACAAUGAGAAAAAUCCACUCCACCUCAUUUUGAUGUGAUUAAUUCUGGAUUUGCCGCUUCCUUCAAGAUAUCACCCACCAGGCUUAUCAGAGGACAAUGAACAGUGGUUAUUUGAUUUGCCCCGAUGACGACCCAUAGCGUGACCGUUCUCACAUUUCCAUGCUUAGAAGGGCGCAAUCACACAGUCUUACUUAUUCAAGAGAGUUUGUCAAUGGUAACAUGCCUGCUUGUUCUACCCUCUCCUACUUCUCCCAAACAUAUCCACCUUCUCCCGUCCCCAUCCGCAUCUCCCACUUACCCCUCCCCUCUCGAGUCCAGCCCAGCCAGCACACCGUCAACCAGCCCCUCGUAAGACUCAACCAUCUCCCAGCGCUCCGGGAAGAGAAGCCAACUCCAACCGUCCGCUGUUCCAGCAAGGAAAAAGCAAACAGCGAGUCAAAGCCCUUUGCCCUGUGCAAAGAGAGAUGGGAGUCCUACAAACGACAUAGCCGACGGAGAGCGCAAGGUUGACCGGGACGACAAAAUGGCGGGGAGAAACGCGCAUACAGAUAGAAGGACGGGGGCGAAAAAUAUUGAAGGAGACGAAGAGAAGAAGUGCUAGAAAGCGAGCGACAAAUAUACCAUCAUCGCAGCAGAAAAGAAAGAAUGAAAGAACGCCAU
Molecule: messenger RNA, 697 nt
Organism: Westerdykella ornata
Lineage: Eukaryota; Fungi; Ascomycota; Dothideomycetes; Pleosporales; Sporormiaceae
Exons: 1
Coding region: 197-547 (116 amino acids)
Source: RefSeq, a predicted model, not a curated record